Molecule: messenger RNA, 855 nt
Organism: Tupaia belangeri chinensis (Chinese tree shrew)
Lineage: Eukaryota; Metazoa; Chordata; Mammalia; Scandentia; Tupaiidae
Gene: MRPL12
Product: mitochondrial ribosomal protein L12
Exons: 5
Coding region: 24-620 (198 amino acids)
Biological process (GO): translation
Cellular component (GO): ribosome; mitochondrial large ribosomal subunit
Molecular function (GO): structural constituent of ribosome; mRNA binding
Source: RefSeq, a predicted model, not a curated record
GCCCCCCCCCCGCCAGUGCAACGAUGUUGCCGGCGGCAGCUCGCCCCCUGUGGGGGCCGUGUCUCAGGCUUCGAGGCGCUGCGCUCCGCCUCGCCAGGCAGCAGGUGCCCAGCGUGUGUGCAGCGCGGCAGAUGAGAAGCAGCAGCCACCGCAGGGGCGAGGCCCUGGCUGGAGCACCCCUGGAUAACGCCCCCAAGGAGUAUCCCCCCAAGAUCCAGCAGCUGGUCCAGGACAUCGCGAGCCUCACUCUCCUGGAGAUCUCGGACCUGAACGAGCUCUUGAAGAAAACGCUGAAGAUCCAGGACGUGGGACUCAUGGCAGCAGGUGCCACGGUGCCUGGUGCUGUUCCUGUCCCCGCAGCCCCCGAGGAGGCAGAAGAUGACCUCCCCAAACAGAAAGAGCGGACGCACUUCAGUGUCCGCCUGACAGAGGCCAAGCCGGUGGAUAAGGUGAAGCUCAUCAAGGAGAUCAAGAACCACAUCCAGGGCAUCAACCUGGUGCAGGCCAAGAAGCUGGUGGAGUCCCUGCCGCAGGAGAUCCGCGCCAACGUGGCCAAAGCAGAGGCUGAGAAGAUCAAGGCAGCCCUGGAGGCGGCGGGCGGCACGGUGGUUCUGGAGUAGCCCCACUCCGGCAACGGCAGCCCUGGGCCCUGGGACCCACCUGUCUCAGCACCAAGGCGGGGGGCAAGGGCCACAGUGACGGCGUGGCUGGUCCAUCCAGGAGGGACACUCGGACUCCAUGGGGAGGGAGGGCCAGCGCCACUGCAGGAGAGCCCCGGGGGAAGGCUCCGGACGAGCUGUGACUGGACGUGCCCUGGCCAGGCAAAUACACAGCUGAGGUCCUGCGUGUGCCACA